Molecule: messenger RNA, 831 nt
Organism: Fonsecaea erecta
Lineage: Eukaryota; Fungi; Ascomycota; Eurotiomycetes; Chaetothyriales; Herpotrichiellaceae
Exons: 1
Coding region: 1-831 (276 amino acids)
Biological process (GO): TOR signaling
Cellular component (GO): cytosol
Source: RefSeq, a predicted model, not a curated record
AUGGCGGUCAACGGUCAUCGGCCACCUGAAGGGUUCAACACGACAUUCCCCUCGCCCUCCGCUGCUCCACCACGGUCGUUCUCAAUCGAAGGAUUCCGCAUCACCACCCAGAAAUUACCCAUCUUGAAGGCCGGGCCCAUCGAAGAGAUGACAAACAAGCUUGGAAUUGCUCCACCCGAGAUGAUUUUUGGCGAUAACUUCGUGGCAAUCGAGCACGCGCCUUCGCACUGGGGAAUCAAAUUUGACGCCUUCGGUGCGCUAGAUCGAGUUGACAAGACCGGGGAGAGGCGGCUGAAGGUUGCCUACUCCCGAGAAUGGCAACAGAGCAGAGAGGACACGCAUGACAUCAAAGAAGUUGUCAAACCCUUCGACUGGUCCUAUACCACUGAUUAUAAGGGUGAUCUCGCGCCUGGAAGCCCAGAUUUUCAUGCCGCGACUGAAGCCAUCCCUCUCGAGCUCUUGAAGCGACCAGAUCCCAUUCUGUUCUUUGAUGAUGUGAUCCUCUACGAAGACGAGCUUGCCGAUAAUGGCAUAGCCAUGCUUUCGUGCAAGAUCCGCGUCAUGCCUGGACGCUUACUCCUCCUCUGUCGAUUCUUUAUGAGGCUGGAUAAUGUGUUGGUCAGACUACGCGAUACCAGGCUAUACAUCGAUUUCGGAAAGCAGGAGGCAAUUCGAGAAUACAUCGCAAAGGAGGAAGCGUAUGACAAGGUGCGCGAUGAACUUGCGAGCAGAAGGGAUGAUGUGACCGCAGUGCUACGAGAUGCGAACCAAAUGGCCGAUUUGUUACCCGUUGUCGAGAAGACCCUUGAACGAGUCCAACUGGGAACCUGA